Molecule: messenger RNA, 1320 nt
Organism: Uncinocarpus reesii 1704
Lineage: Eukaryota; Fungi; Ascomycota; Eurotiomycetes; Onygenales; Onygenaceae
Exons: 1
Coding region: 1-1320 (439 amino acids)
Source: RefSeq, a predicted model, not a curated record
AUGCCUUCAUCAUGGGUUUCGUACCCAUCGAUAACUGCGCUGCCUGAGCACUGCGAACCUACGUCGCCUUUGUUAGCCACCAUAUCAUCCUUCCUCCGCAUAUGUCUCCCCACACCGCUUGCGUUACUUUCCUCGACGUUGGGCACCUUGAGUAUCGUCUCCUGGCUGUUCGCCCAGAUCCCUCAAAUAUACAAAAACUACAAGAUACAAUCGACGGCGGGACUAUCGGUCUGGUUUCUUGUCGAGUGGUGCUUGGGCGACACUGGUAAUUUAGUAGGAUCCGUUUUGACAAACCAGGCCGGGUGGCAGGUUACCAUUGCUGGCUACUAUGUGAUGGUCGACAUCAUCCUUGUCUUCCAAUACUACUGGUACACAUACAUAAAAGGAUGGCAGUUCUCGCGGUUUGGCUACAUAAGAGCUCGUGGGGAUGAUGGUGGUGAAGGGACAUGGGAAAGCGCGUUGCCCUCGGAAACCAGCUCGUGCUGCCAGAUGGCCGCGUCCUCCGCUGCGUCGCCAAUUGCCGCCAAGUUUGGCCCAGCGGAGACUGCCCAGAGCUUAGAUACGCUGCGAGGCAACUCCCUAUCGUAUGCGAACGAGAAACGGGGUUCUUCGAGUCGGAGUAUUCAGCGUACCGGAGGCAGUGGUAGUAGCCAGAUACCGCUCGCAUCGCCCCGCACCCUUUUAACGAUCACCAUGCUCUGUGUCGUUCUCUCCAACGCUGCCUCGAUACCAGAGCCGCACGCUAGACCCAUCACUCCCUCCCCACCGGGCACUGACGCCAAGGUAAUCGCCGGCCGCAUCGCAUCCUGGACUUCCACUAUCAUGUACCUCUGCUCCCGUCUCCCCCAAAUAUUCAAAAACCACCGUCGCAAAAGCACCGCCGGACUUUCACCUCUCCUCUUCUUCGCCGCCUUCUGCGGAAACUCCUUCUAUUCAACUUCCCUCCUCACCAAUCCGAACGGCUGGUACGACUUCCCACCCUAUGGUGGCGGGGGAUGGGCCGGCCCAGAGGGCAACGAUCGCUGGGAGUGGAUUGGACGCGCUGUUCCGUUUUGGCUUGGGGCUGCGGGUGUUCUGCUCCUCGAUGCCACGGUGGGCGUGCAGUUCUUGAUGUACUCGGAGAAGCAUGAUGAGCUGGUUGUCAAGGUCCCGGACGAAGGCAGAGGACGGAGUAAAUGGAAGAAAGUUACCGGUUGGAUGAGGGGCUGGAUCCCUUCGAUGUCCCCGGAGAGAGAUCUUUCUGCUGUUACGGCUGUCGUGGCAGCGGAGAAUCAAGCGUUAUUAGCGGCGCGUGGGAGCGAUAGAUAUGGUGGUGUUUGA